Triticum urartu is the source of this 1066-nucleotide messenger RNA. The record is from RefSeq and is a predicted model, not a curated record. NCBI's taxonomy places the organism in Eukaryota, Viridiplantae, Streptophyta, Magnoliopsida, Poales, Poaceae.
AUGGCGUACCGCGAGAACAUCUCUAAUAGAAGAUCUAGAUGUAUACAAUUAUUGCAGCAGCAUGUUGUUAUUCAUCUUCUGUUUUACUUUGCAGAAACUGAGAAGGGAAUAUUUGAUGCUAUUCUUCAAGGGGAGAUUGACUUUGAAAGUCAGCCAUGGCCAUCAAUUUCUGAGAGCGCUAAAGACCUUGUGAGGAAGAUGUUGGCGCAGGAUCCAAAGAAAAGAAUUAGUUCAGCCCAAGUUCUUCAACAUCCAUGGCUCAGGGAAGGAGAAGCAUCAGAUAAACCUAUUGACAGUGCUGUUCUUUCUAGGAUGAAGCAAUUCAGAGCAAUGAAUAAACUGAAAAAGAUGGCUCUAAAGGUUAUAGCUUCAAAUCUUAACGAGGAAGAGAUCAAGGGCCUGAAGCAAAUGUUUAUGAACAUGGACACAGACAACAGUGGGACAAUCACAUAUGAGGAACUCAAAGCAGGACUAGCCAAACUUGGAUCGAAGCUCUCAGAAGCUGAAGUAAAGCAGUUGAUGGAUGCGGCUGAUGUGGAUGGCAAUGGAUCAAUUGACUACGUUGAGUUCAUAACAGCAACCAUGCAUAGACACAAGCUCGAAAGAGACGAGCAUUUGUUCAAGGCGUUCCAGUACUUUGACAAAGACAACAGUGGCUUCAUUACAAGAGAUGAACUGGAGACUGCUUUGAUUGAGCAUGAAAUGGGCGACGCGGAUACCAUAAAGGACAUCAUAUCAGAAGUCGACACAGAUAAUGAUGGGAGGAUUAACUACGAGGAAUUCUGCGCUAUGAUGAGAGGAGGGAUGCAGCAGCCAAUAAGGCUCAAGUAGUCCUUCCUUGUAGAAAUGGUGUACCAUUAGCAACUGUUCUUGGUUCCUUUUUUUUCUCUGCUGCACGGAUGAGAAGUUCUCUUUGGCGUUGUUGAGAUGAUUGUGUAUAUCUUGUGGCCUUUUGCUCGUGCAUGUUGUUCCUCAAGUGUUUUGGACCUACUUUCUUCUGUAAGUUGGUUUUUGCAAGUACAUCUAAUAAAAGAGUAUUUUUGCACGUCAAAUGUGCAUAUUUAAA